Schistocerca gregaria is the source of this 711-nucleotide messenger RNA. RefSeq names its product probable cytochrome P450 6a17. Lineage: Eukaryota; Metazoa; Arthropoda; Insecta; Orthoptera; Acrididae. The record is from RefSeq and is a predicted model, not a curated record. Bases 1 to 711 code for a protein of 236 amino acids. Gene Ontology annotation, molecular function: monooxygenase activity; oxidoreductase activity, acting on paired donors, with incorporation or reduction of molecular oxygen; iron ion binding. The transcript has 3 exons.
AUGGUGAGGGAUUUCAACUACUUUCCUCACCGGGGCAUCUAUGUAGAUGAGGGGACAGACCACUUGUCGGCACACCUCUUCUUCCUCGGAGGGACCAAGUGGAAAUCUCUGCGCCAGCAGCUGACGCCCACUUUCACGUCGGGAAAAAUGCGCGCCAUGUUCGGCAUAGUGCGCGACUGUGCUCGUAUUAUGGUUGACGUCGUACCCUCGGGCAGAGAUGUGGAAGUCCGAGAGCUGAUCGCCCGCUACUCUACUGACGUCAUCGCCUCCUCCGCCUUCGGCAUUGAUGUUGACAGUCAGCACAACCCCGAGGCAGAGUUCCGGCAGUGGGGGCGAUGCUUCUUCAAGACAUCCCUGCGUUCUUACCUGACUCUGUCUCUGGGAUUCUCUAAUCCCAAACUGCGCACCCUGCUGCCUUUGCCUUCAUACCGAAGGAUAUCGCAGAGCGUGGGUGUUCUUCCUCGCUGGGUUCGAGACCUUUUCCACCACCGUAAGCUUCUGGCAUAUGAGCUUUCUAGACAUCUGGAUAUCCAGAAGAAACUGCAAGAAGAAGUUGAUGACAUAAUGAAAAAGACCAAGGGUGACGUGACAUAUGAAGAUAUAAUGACCAAAAUGCCGUACAUGGAAAAGGUGGUGCUGGUCUAUGUACCGCUGCUAGACUCGAUGAUUCUGAGGCUCGAGCUGGAGUCACCAGGAGCAGACGACCACUAG